Messenger RNA from Bactrocera latifrons, 3692 nucleotides. RefSeq lists its product as uncharacterized. Gene Ontology annotation, biological process: positive regulation of DNA-templated transcription. The transcript has 11 exons. NCBI's taxonomy places the organism in Eukaryota, Metazoa, Arthropoda, Insecta, Diptera, Tephritidae. Gene Ontology annotation, cellular component: chromatin; nucleoplasm. Bases 106 to 3657 code for a protein of 1183 amino acids. Gene Ontology annotation, molecular function: zinc ion binding; protein binding; ubiquitin-protein transferase activity. The record is from RefSeq and is a predicted model, not a curated record.
CGACGCGCGCGUUCAAACCACACACACUGCUCAGACCAAUUAUUAAUGAGCUCCAGUUAGUUGUUAUAUAAAUAUCCAAUAAAUUUGGAAACACGCUAAAUUAUAAUGAAUAAUAACGAAUUUUGCUUCGAUGUGCAACGGAAAUCCUACGAAUACGAACAGAGUUACGAAAACGACUCGAAACUAAGUCCGGACACUUACGAAAGCGCGAGUGAAAAUUUACUCACCGAUUAUGAAGUUGUGAGCAACGAGGAGGCGGACGACGACGACACCGCUGAAGUCGCAUAUCGAAAGUUACGACGCGAAAAGACGGAAAGUGCGGUUCUAACCAAGAAUUCACCGCGUCACGCAAGUGGCGAACGCGCUGAACUCUGUAAAUUGCACCUGAGUUUGAGCGCAGAAAAAAUAUCGUUAAAAUCACAGUCGGAGAAAAUCGAUAAAUCGAACGCGUCGCUGGCAACGGAAAUUGCGCAGCAAAAAGAAAGCGCAARCGGACGCGAGCGUUGUGGACGUGGGGCGAAAUCGACUAGCGCAAGUGGGUUUUGUCCGCGGCACAGACGCCAACAACCACAGACGCAGCAACAGUUGGAGAAGCAUAAGCCAAAGCAAUAUGCGCCGAUUAAUUUCACCAUAGUGCCAAUUAAUGUGGCGACGCAGAGGCGUGUUAACGAGCGAAACUACGAAAAUGGGCGUGAUUUGCCGGAAAUUGUGCUGACAUCCUYCGAGCAGCAACAGCAACAAGCGCCAAAGCAACAAGGCUUCACAACUGGAAAAGUGCCAACGYCGCCCGGUUUCGAAGCGCCUGCCACGUCUAAGCGUGGUACAACGCCGAAAGGCGGCAAUUCAACAUAUUUGCAGCAAAAGGAACCACAACAACAAUACCGACAAUCACAACAAUAUCGCAGUGCAAUGUUGUCGACAGCGGAAAUAGCAGUCCCACCACCUUUACCGCCGCCACCGCCAUCGCCUGCACCCUCCCCAACAACAUCCGCUACAGCAACCAAAGCAAAGAAAGUCACCAGAUUUUCSCGUGCGCCCGAAUUCGCCAACAAUCACUUUGAGCUGCUACCAGCUGCAAAGCUCACCCCCACCGCCGACACGGCGGCUGUUSCAMCCGCGUUGCCAACAAAAAAGCUACCGGAUGCYGAGGAUACGAGCAUAAGCGAGAUUAAUUCGCAGCCAGGCAGCUCUACUUCACCGGAAUCUUUAAUGGAUAAUGUGCUAAGCGCUGCGUCAUCGGUCUCCGUGCGCAGCAGUAGUCUGAGCAGCGCUGGCGGCGGCAGCGGUAGUGGCGGCAGUGAAAUUCUAAAAUUUCUCAAUGUCACACAAAGCGRAAGCUGCACGCGUAAUGUGCCACAUGUUGCUGUGGCAGCCGUGGCCAUAGAACAACAGCAACAACCACAGGCACAUCAGCAACAUGUCGUUGCGCAGACAAAGGAAUUGUACGAUAAUCGCUCAUUGAACUUUAAAUCGCCCGUUACGAGAGGCUUGUCGCCGUUAAUGACAAUAACGGCGGUAAAGCAAGCCACAACAGCGGCACUCACACCCGUGCCACCAACGCCAACCGCAAYAACACCGUUACAACUGUUGUCGCCRKCGCGCACUCUGACGCCCUCUCCAUCCACGGUGUUAGCAUUGGGUGGCGGAGCGUCGUCAGCGCGUUCGGSUGAGACGCGUGYGCUGCAACCAACCGAACUAAUCGAGGCGUCAGCAAAUCGYUCAAGAAGUCCAUCGCCAAGUUCCGGCAUCUUGAUUCGCGUUACUCCGGAUCCCUCUUUAUUUCCCGAUGAUUUAAAAUGUCGCAUCUGCAGUGAAAUAUUUCGUGACCCACGCACCUUGAAUUGUUUACAUUCCUUUUGUUUCCAAUGCCUGGUUGAUGAAAAUUUCAAACAAGACUCCAGCAUACCAUUUUGGUCGCAACCUGGCGCCGAGGAYCAUGAUUGGAAGGCCACCAACAAGUCCAACUGUAGCGCGCAAUCGUCUUCACCGGAGAUGUCAGUGCGCAGCGGUUCCACCUCACCUUCGCGAACACGACAGUCGUCAUUCAGCUUUAGACGUAAGAAAUCGCUCGAACGGAUUUUGCUGAAAGUAAGGUCAAAAUCGGACGGCAAGAGCUCGGAGAGCUCCACAUCGCUGCGUUUGAGCGCUCCGCCCGAAGAGCGUCUACGCUACAUCAGUUGUAAGAUUUGCAAAUAUGCAACCGUAAUACCGUUAGGUGGCAUACGUCAAUUACCACAGAAUUUUCUGCUCGUACGCAAGAUCGAGACCAUACAACAGGAGCURGGCGAUGAAGUGAUAACAAAGGUUUGGUGCAGCCUCUGCUUCGAGGAAACCAAUGCGAUCUACCAUUGUGUUAGCUGCACGCUGAAUCUGUGCUCGCUCUGCCGAGAUUCACAUGAACGGCAGCGCAACACAGCUAACCAUAGUAUACGGAAUAUAAUGGAGUUGAGACGUGCGCGUAAAAAGCAACAAACUCUGCUGGAUGAUAAAACGAAAUUUACGCUGAAAUGUGGCAUGCAUCCGGGUUUUGAAAUGAAGGCCUUCUGCAACAGCUGUUUGCAGAUCGCUUGCGCCGAUUGCCUGYUGCUCCUACACAAAGGCCACAAACAUGAGUCGAUACCAAAAGCUUUUGUAAAUUACUCUAAAUUACUAUACGACGCUGUGAAUCAUACGCGUCCGCUCUGCAGCUAUGCCGAACAUUCGGUCGAGCGCAUGAACGAUAUAUCCAAGCAUAUAAAUAAGAAAUGUGAUGACAUACAAGCGCAGAUAGAGGUCUUCAUACGGCAGUACCUCGACGCUAUCGAAGUGCAUCGGAAGACUUUGUUACAGCAAGUGCAUCGUGCACGCGAGACCAAAGUGGAAAUGAUACUUGAGCAGCAGUUGGAUUUAGAAAAACGCAAUAACGAGUCCAAGGAGGCUUUGCUCUUCGCUCAGGAACUCACCGAAUGYGGUUCCCAUGUUGAAGUGCUUUCUUUUCUCAACAUUUUGCUUAAGCGUUUCGAAUACUGUCAACAAUUCAAAAUGCCCACCGAACCAAAGUUUGCGGAUACUCUACAAUUCCUACCACAUAUCCGCGCACCUCCGAUGAAAGCCCAAAACGACAUACCACUCUUUGGCAUUAUUACAAUGCAAACUGUUGAGCCUUCAUUGUGCACGCUGCAAUGGGAGGGCUUUACCCAAUUACGUCUACAUAAACGUGUAGAACUUCUGCUGCAGUCACGUGACACUGAUGGUGCGGGCCUAUGCCAUGGUGGCUUACAAAUACAGACUUUACUUAAGUACAAAGAAACGAGUUCAAAAUUUUUACCAGUGGAGAUCGCCGAUAAUCGCGACGGCACUUAUGGCAUCGGCUUUACACCCGACGCUGAAGGGACCCUAGUGCUGCAAAUAAUUAUUAAUGAUAAGCCCAUCAAGGGCAGUCCCUUCACAUUCCUCGCACGCAAUGCACGCCCGCACAGUGGCAUCUAUCAUUGCUGUACCUUCUGUUCCAGUAAGGGUAAUAAGUUGGUGAAAUGUUCCUGUGAAGGGCGCAUGCCUGGUUACAAUGGCUGUGGGCAUGGUCAUGCCGGUCACCCAGGUAGUCGUCAUUGGUCGUGUUGUGGUAAUAUUAUAGAGAUUUCCGAAUGUAAUAUAGCAAAUAAGUUGAUGAACUCAUGAGUCUAUUUCAAAGUAAGCAAGUAUCAUAAAUAUUU